CCUUACAUACACGGUCGAGCACCUAUAUUACGGGUUUUCGUACCUUUAUCGGAAAAGGUAAGAAGGUGGCCUUCUGCAGAAGGAGCCGCCGCCGCUGUCCGCGAACUGGACAAAUGUGGGGCGACGAAACGAUUAAAAAUGGGUGAUCUUGUUGUGAACACGGCCAUACAUAAUCCCAGAAGUACCGAACACGUCUUAGUGUUCGUACCUACGAUCAAAUAUCUAUUGGUACCUCUUGAAUACACCUUCACUCCCACUGGUCAUCUCCCAGCUUAUUUAGACGCAUUCACCAUCCCUCCAUCUUAUUAUUAUCCUUUCCUCCCUUCUCCUCAGUACAUAUUCCUCGAUCUCACACCAUAUGGCGAACAAGCGAUGAAAUCAUUACGUCUAGCUUACGAUCGACGCGAUAUGACAGUAUCCUCCGGUGUCCGUCUAAGCGCCAAGCGGUAUUUACACGUAGCUGGUUUUGAGGUAUUCUCUCGACCGGGUUUGGCACCAGAAUGGGUCGGAAUGAUCUCACUAGAAGCGGAGGGGACGGCGGAAGGAAGGAUAGAUCUAGAAAAUAGAUUACACAGAUCUAAUGUGGGUGAAAGUAGGACUUUAUGGCCUUGGGAAGUGGUAAGGGAGAAAUCAUUACAAGGUCAGGUAUGGUUGAGGUUAGUCAAAAGGUGAUCACAAAUAUCAUCACUCGUACAUCUUGUAUGCAUCUAUGCUCCUAUUCUU
Molecule: messenger RNA, 723 nt
Organism: Tremella mesenterica DSM 1558
Lineage: Eukaryota; Fungi; Basidiomycota; Tremellomycetes; Tremellales; Tremellaceae
Exons: 2
Coding region: 139-672 (177 amino acids)
Source: RefSeq, a predicted model, not a curated record